Molecule: messenger RNA, 3497 nt
Organism: Brassica oleracea var. oleracea
Lineage: Eukaryota; Viridiplantae; Streptophyta; Magnoliopsida; Brassicales; Brassicaceae
Product: putative pre-mRNA-splicing factor ATP-dependent RNA helicase DHX16
Exons: 28
Coding region: 123-3263 (1046 amino acids)
Cellular component (GO): catalytic step 2 spliceosome; intracellular anatomical structure
Molecular function (GO): RNA binding; ATP binding
Source: RefSeq, a predicted model, not a curated record
ACAACAAACACUUUGAUAUUUAUGCCGCCUCCGUUUCCUCCAUCUCUAUAGCCUCCAUCGUCUGACCGUAUAAUCACUUCAACAGAUUCCGUCGUGUAAUCUCGCGCCUAUAUCAAGUGAGAAUGGCGAGCAAUGAUUUGAAGACAUGGGUUUCGGAUAAGCUGAUGGUGCUACUUGGCUAUUCUCAAAUAACUCUUGUUAACUAUGUCAUUGUAAAGGCUAAACAAUCAAAAUCACCAGCUGAACUUGUUGGAGUGUUGAUGGAUAACGGAUUUGCUUCUUCUGGUGAUACUCGUUCCUUUGCGGAAGAGAUUUUUGCUAGAGUUCCUCAUCAAACUGCUUCUGUGAAUCUUUACCAACAACGGGAAGCAGAGGCAGCAAUGCUAGUGAGGAAGCAACAAACAUAUGCUCUUAUAGAUGAUGACGAUGAUGAUGAAGACGAAGUGGUUAAGGAGAAAAAACCUUCAGCUUCUGAAUCUAAAAAGUCAGAUAAGGGCAAGAAAAGGUUUAGAAAGAAAAGUGGGCAGUCAGAUGACAGUGAUGAAGAGGUGCCUGUUAGAGAGGACAGUAGACACGUUCGAAGAAAGGUUUCUGAAGAUGAGGAUGAUGGUUCUGAGUCAGAAGAGGAAAGAGUGCGUGACCAAAAGGAGAAAGAAGAACUCGAGCAGCAUAUAAGAGAUCGUGAUACUGCACGGACACGAAAGCUAACGGAGCAAAAGUUGUCAAAAAAAGAGCAAGAGGAGGCUCUUCGAAGAGCGAACGCUUUGGAGGAGGAUGAUUUAAACUCUUUAAGGAAAGUUUCAAGACAAGAAUAUUUGAGGAAGAGGGAACAGAAGAAACUGGAAGAACUAAGGGAUGAGAUAGAAGAUGAACAAUAUCUUUUCGCAGAUGAAAAGCUCACAGAAACAGAGCUUCGUGAGUAUAGAUACAAGAGAGAGCUUUAUGAUCUGGUGAAGAAAAGAACACAAGAUGAAGAUAACGUAGAGGAGUAUAGAAUUCCAGAUGCUUAUGAUGAUCAAGAGGGGGGUGUUGAUCAGGAGAAGAGAUUUGCUGUUGCUGUGCAACGAUACAAGGACCUGGAUUCAAGGGAGAAGAUGGAUCCAUUUGCAGAGCAAGAAGCUUGGGAGGACCAUCAGAUUGGAAAAGCAAGACUAAAAUUUGGCUCAAAGAACAAAAAAGCCUCAGACGAUUAUCAGUUUGUGUUCGAGGACCAAAUAAAUUUUAUAAAGGAAUCUGUGAUGGCUGGUGAAAAUUAUGAAGAUGGUAUGCAUCCUAAAGAGGCUCAAGAUGCGGCUGAAAAAACAGCUUUAGAAGAACUUCAGGAGGUCAGAAAAAGCCUGCCAAUUUACGGGUAUCGUGAGCAGUUGCUUCAGGCCGUGGAAGAGCAUCAGGUUCUUGUCAUUGUGGGAGACACUGGUUCAGGAAAGACAACACAAAUACCACAAUAUCUCCACGAAGCUGGUUACACAAAGCGAGGAAAGGUUGGUUGUACACAGCCCCGAAGAGUUGCAGCUAUGAGUGUUGCUGCCCGUGUGGCUCAAGAGAUGGGUGUCAAACUUGGACAUGAGGUUGGCUAUUCCAUUCGAUUUGAGGAUUGUACUUCAGAUAAAACUGUUCUGAAGUAUAUGACUGAUGGAAUGCUUUUGCGUGAGCUGCUUGGGGAACCAGAUCUGGCCAGCUACAGUGUCGUUAUUGUAGACGAGGCGCACGAAAGAACCUUGUCAACCGAUAUACUGUUUGGAUUAGUUAAGGAUAUAGCGCGGUUUCGACCAGAUUUGAAGUUGUUGAUAUCUAGUGCAACAAUGGAUGCCGAAAAGUUUUCUGAUUAUUUUGAUACAGCGCCGAUUUUUAGUUUCCCAGGGAGAAGGUAUCCAGUUGAAAUUAACUUUACAAGUGCACCUGAAGCUGAUUACAUGGACGCAGCAAUAGUUACUGUGCUUACUAUCCAUGUGAGGGAGCCGCUUGGAGAUAUAUUGGUCUUCUUAACUGGUCAAGAGGAAAUUGAAACCGCAGAAGAAAUCUUGAAGCAAAGGAUAAGAGGUUUGGGUACAAAGAUCCGUGAAUUAAUCAUAUGCCCGAUUUACGCAAACCUUCCAAGCGAACUCCAAGCAAAGAUAUUUGAGCCAACUCCAGAAGGGGCACGUAAAGUAGUCCUAGCGACAAACAUUGCUGAAACAUCAUUGACGAUUGAUGGUAUAAAGUAUGUUGUUGAUCCUGGAUUUAGCAAGAUGAAAUCAUAUAACCCGAGAACAGGGAUGGAGUCUUUGCUGAUUACUCCUAUCUCCAAGGCUUCAGCAACUCAACGUGCUGGACGAGCUGGAAGAACAAGCGCAGGGAAGUGUUACCGUCUGUACACAGCGUUUAAUUACAACAACGACUUGGAGGAAAACACGGUGCCAGAAGUACAGAGGACGAAUCUUGCAAGUGUGGUACUUGCUUUAAAGAGUCUUGGAAUUCAUGAUCUCAUAAACUUUGAUUUCAUGGACCCUCCACCUGCUGAAGCACUUGUGAAGGCUUUAGAACUUCUCUUCGCUCUAGGUGCUCUAAAUAAGCUCGGUGAAUUGACUAAAGCCGGUAGAAGGAUGGCAGAGUUUCCCCUUGAUCCGAUGUUAUCGAAGAUGAUUGUUGUUUCGGACAAGUACAAGUGCUCAGAUGAGAUAAUAUCAAUUGCUGCUAUGUUGUCCGUUGGAGGGUCUAUCUUCUACCGUCCCAAGGACAAACAGGUUCACGCUGACAAUGCACGAAUGAAUUUUCACACUGGAAAUAUCGGUGAUCAUAUUGCUUUGCUAAAGGUUUACAGCUCAUGGAAGGAAACAAACUACUCCACACAGUGGUGCUAUGAGAACUACAUUCAGGUACGGAGCAUGAAAAGAGCCAGAGAUAUCCGUGACCAGUUGGAAGGACUUCUCGAGAGAGUGGAAAUAGAAAUCAGCUCAAACAUGAACGAAUUGGAUUCAGUUAGAAAGUCCAUUGUAGCUGGCUUUUUCCCGCACACUGCGAAGCUGCAGAAGAAUGGAUCAUAUCGAACUGUGAAGCAUCCCCAGACAGUGCACAUACAUCCCAAUUCAGGCUUAUCUCAGGUGUUGCCAAGAUGGGUUGUAUAUCAUGAACUAGUGCUCACCUCCAAGGAAUAUAUGCGACAGGUAACGGAGUUGAAACCAGAGUGGUUGAUUGAGUUAGCUCCUCACUACUACCAGCGCAAGGACGUUGAAGAUGAUGCAUCAAAGAAAAUGCCCAAAGGAGCUGGUAAAGCUGCGAUCUAAGAAGUCAAAGACUGGAAACAGAUGUGGGUGUAUAGAAAACUUUGGCAGAUUGCUAGAAGAGCUUUCUUUACCACUACAUUUAACUUCUUUUUGAAUAAUAACAAUGUUUAUGAAUAGUCCAAAUCAGUGACCACUUUCUUCACUAACUUUUUCUUGGCAUCUCAAAACACGUGAUACAAUUCUCUACCUAAUUUAUCAUAUAAAGCAAACACUGGUCACUGGUCAUCUACACUA